CUCGAAAUCAUCCUUCCCCUCCUCUCCAUCAUCAUCGUCAACAACAACAGCACAAACAGCAAUAUCACAGCUCAGUACAGCACUAUUCAUUCAACUAUUUCUAUCAACUAAAAAGAUUUUCAUUCUACAGUAAAACAAUUAACUACCUUAGGUUUCCAACUACCAAUGUAUGAUCGUAUUAGUGGUAUCAAUUUAACAAUAAUGAAUACAAAUGAAAAAUAUAAAGAAUUAUGGAUUACACGAUAUAAUUUACAAUGGAGAAUAAGAUAUUUCAAUUCACCAUAUCCAUUAUCACCCACGACAACAUGGUCUGUUCUAGUCAAUUCAACUAUUGACGAUGCUAAAAGACGUGGAAAAACAUCAGCUUGGUUGAAUGAAGUUAAAUUAACGCAGCAAUUCAUCCCAACACUCAAACCAACACCAACAUUAAAAAUCGACCAUCUUAAUAUCAAUCAAAAUAAUUUUGUCUAUCAUAAACUAACAUCCAAGUAUAUUUUGGGAUUCAAUUACCCAUGGAAUAGGCACGAACUCAGCGAAUUAGUACAAAACAACACUGUUAUGAAUUAUCGUUGGAUCCCAACAAUAGAUUUUCUACAAUACUCAUCUUCUCCCUCAUUAUCUUCUGACACUUCUGCAUUAUUUUUCAUUGUAUAUUAUAAUCAAUAUUUUCCAAGAUUGUAA
Molecule: messenger RNA, 681 nt
Organism: Schistosoma mattheei
Lineage: Eukaryota; Metazoa; Platyhelminthes; Trematoda; Strigeidida; Schistosomatidae
Source: the annotation of a GenBank genome assembly